AUGGGUGGUAGCAGUUCAACCGUCACUCAAUCUAAUCAGAAUCCACCAUCUCAAGUACAGAUUAUUCAAGAAGAAGUUCCUGAAAAACAAGUUCGCUUAGAUUCGCAAGAAAAAUCGGUUCAAUUAGAUCCUCAAGAAAUAUCGGUUCAAUUAGAUCCUCGGGAAACAUCGGCUCACUUAGAUCCUCAAGGAAAACCAGUUACAAAUGACCCUCAAGGGAAAACUGUUGACGUCACUCCUCAAGAAAAUCCUGAUACAUUCGAUUUAACUAAAUUAACCCUGCCAAUUUCAAUUAGUCAUGCAAAAGCGGGCAAUACAAUAUGUGCUAAUGAUCACGUAUUGCUACUUCAAGAUGGCUCAACAACAAUAGAAUUUCGUAUACCUCCAAAAUUUCAAUCAAAAAGUAUUCGAUGGAACUAUGGAUUAAUUCGAGAUAUUAUUUGGUGUUCUAACUUGAAUAUAUUUUUACUUUUAACCAAAGACAGUUUGUUGAGCAUAUCUCCAGAAGGAGUCGUAGUUCCAGCGAAAGCAACAACGAAAUCUUUAGAUGAUUUUAAAAUCAAUAAAUAUCCGACAGUAAAACCAUAUGAUCAGAAUGUUGGAUUUUGGCGGUGCACAUGUAUUGGUACAUCGUUAUACAUCUGUUAUUCGGGAUAUGGUACAGUCAUCGAUGAGUAUUCAAUGGGAGCAACUUCAUGUAAAAUUGUGAAUCGUUUUAUACCACCAAACACAUGUGCUGUAUAUGAAGGUAUCUGGUGUAUUCGUUCUCAAGAAUCUACAAAUCUAUUAGGUUUGACCGUCAUGGACGCCAGAAAUAAUCAAUGGCGUGUAGAACUUCGUAGUGGUAAGGACUGCAGUAUUGUAUGGAAAAGUGUCUUACCUAUACAGUUCGGCGAUUGUGAAAUAACUAUUUUGCCGAAUGAAGAAUGGCUUAUUGUUAAUUCGUGUGGAAUACGUUUAAUUCAGAUAGCUAAUCAAAAAGUAAAAGCCGCUGUAGAAUAUGAACGUGAAUUAAAAAAUGCUGUUGGAAUUGGUAAAUCAUAUUUUGCUAUUCGAACAAAAAAUACCGUUGAAAUCCAUCGAAUGAAACAAUUAAAAUAA
Molecule: messenger RNA, 1101 nt
Organism: Rotaria socialis
Lineage: Eukaryota; Metazoa; Rotifera; Eurotatoria; Philodinida; Philodinidae
Source: the annotation of a GenBank genome assembly